This is a messenger RNA of Cercospora beticola, 3941 nucleotides long. RefSeq names its product OSBP family protein. Gene Ontology annotation, cellular component: nuclear envelope; membrane; cytosol. Gene Ontology annotation, molecular function: protein binding; sterol binding. Lineage: Eukaryota; Fungi; Ascomycota; Dothideomycetes; Mycosphaerellales; Mycosphaerellaceae. Gene Ontology annotation, biological process: piecemeal microautophagy of the nucleus; maintenance of cell polarity; endocytosis. The record is from RefSeq and is a predicted model, not a curated record.
CAUCUCCUAUACCGCGGAGCACUCCUCGUCCUCGACCCGACAAAUGUGCAAUUGAAAUCAGCAGCAGGCGGCAGCAGACAGGACGUCGGUCAGCGGCAGGCACAGGCACCAUGUCAUCAUCCGACGGCGGGCACAAGCGCACCCCGUCGGCCGUGACCAAAGCUCUCCAGCGGCUGUCCAGCAGAAACAAUGUGCCCACUUUGAACACCGUGACCAGCGACGCACCCACCACCGACACCGACAACAUGUCGAGCCCCGAGGGCAGCAGCAGCGCCCACUACCUGUCGCCCGUUCGAGCUUCGAUGCAGUCCGGCCACCGCCCGCACCUGUCGACCACCAUGUCCAAUACACAGACGCCCCAGGCCCAGACCUCGCCCGUCAAAGACUCGCCCAUCACUCCGAGCACCGCGACUCAGGGCGCCUCGAUCGAGCAGAGCGUGCGACUAUUCAAGGUCUUCGAGGCUCUGCGUAGCGGAGACACGGCAGCUAUUGCAAAAGCAACGCGAGCCAGCGGCGAUGCGAAGCUCGAGGGAACCACAAUCCUCCACCUGGCCAUUCAAUGCGCUGAAAUGGCCGUGAUCGAGUACGUGCUCUCCCAGCACGACGCGGAUAUCAACGCUCGCGAUCGCGACGGCAACACCCCGCUUCACGUGGCUGCGAACCUGGGCCGAGUACCGGUGGUGAAGCUGCUGCUCGAGCAAAAAGAGAUCAACGACUCCAUUGCCAAUCACCAGGGAAAGACGCCUCUCGACGUGGCCCGCAACCCAGACAUCUUUCAGCUGUUGCAGCUUGCCAGGUCUGUGUACACGGAGAAGCAGAUCCGAACUAUUCAUCAGCUGGUGGCUAAGAGCGAUUACGAUGCUCUCGAGGAGCUGCUUUCCGAGAGCCGUGUCAGGUCGACCCUGGACAUCAACGCUCCCGAGCUGGCACAGGAACCUGCCACGAUAGCCGACGGAGGUAGUCUGCUCCAUGAGGCUGCUCGCAAGAGGGACCUGAAACUGGCCCAAUUGUUGUUGCUGAGUGGUGCCGACCCUUUCCGUCGCGAUCGCAGAGGCAAGCUACCACAGGAUGUCACCAAAGAUGAUCGAACGCGUGCGAUCCUCAAGCGAUCACCUGCUGCCGCUGCCGCCCAAAGACAGAUUCAAGAGCAGACCAUCCUCGGUAGUGCGUCACAAGCUAGCGGAGUUCCGACCGGCGAUGGUGGGCCUGGUAGCAAAGAGAGCCGGGAGAUGAAGGGCUACCUGAAGAAGUGGACAAACUAUACCUCUGGAUACAAGCUGCGCUGGUUCGUGUUAGAAGAUGGCGUUUUGUCGUACUACAAACACCAAGACGAUGCUGGGAGUGCUUGUCGAGGUGCCAUCAACAUGCGCAUAGCGAAGUUGCAAAUGGAUCCCAAGGACAAGGACAAGCUACAUUUUGAGAUCCUCGGAAAGAGCUCGGUCAAGUACGAUCUGAAAGCAAAUCACCAAGUCGAGGCGAAGAGAUGGUUCUGGGCUUUGAACAACGCAAUUCAAUGGGCCAAGGACGAAGCCAAAGAAGAGCAGCGACGGGAACGACAGGAAGCCAGUGCCAAACACGAGCACCUCGAACGCGUCAGAACACGGGAAGCGGAGGUGGCACAGAGCGGAGGCAGCUUGACACCGGCGACAGCCGUCACCGGAGGCUCGACAUCUCUGGCUGGCAGUACACUGGGAGACGGAAAUUUGAGCGCAUACGAUGCCAGCGAGGCCGAUGGCAACUCAGUCAUUGUUCGUGACUCCAGUCGUGCGGGCACCGCUAACAUCGAGGGCGACCUGGACGACGAGGAGGACUACGGCGACGAUGCGAGCAGUAAUGAGGUCAAGCCGGGCAACAAGGAUGCCUUUUCUAUUACUGCACAGUCCGCUAAGCUCCAGCUCGACCUUCUGGAGCAAGUAUCUGCGGCACUGCGAAGUGAGAGGGACAAGAGUCCAGAUACGCCGCUGGGACAUCCAACUCUGGAACAAGCCUUGUCUUCGUACGAGACCGCGGUCGGGAAUCUCAAGGGUCUCCUGAUGGACUUGCUCCGCAUCUCUCGUGACCAUGAAGCGUACUGGCAAUAUCGCUUGGAACGCGAACAAAACAUCAGGAGGCUAUGGGAAGACAGCAUGGCAAAGGUGGCUCGAGAGCAAGAGGAACUUGAGAACCGCAUCGGCGAAUCUGAGGACAAGAGGAAACGAACAAAGAAGGCAUUGAAGGAAGCUCUUGAUGGAACUGCCUCAUCGAGAGUCGCGUCGCCUUCAGCCGAGACUGGAGAAAAGGUCAGCUCGCUGCUGGAAGUUCCUGCUGGUCAGCCGAUUAAGAGGCGUCAGACCAUCGCCGAACUGACAAACAACGAGAUCUCUGACGACGACAGCGAAGAAGAGGACGAGUUCUUCGACGCCGUGGAUGCGGGUGAAGUCGAGAUCGUCAAGGCGCUGCCUUCCCCACCACAGUCACCUAAGCCAAUCGCUGCUGACAAGGAUGGCGCACAAGAUGCCAGCUCGAGCAUUGAGCAGGAGCGGCGUGAAAAGGAGAUGCAGAUCUCGAAGAGCUAUCGUGGAUACGAGGAUGGUCUGCGAAAACGACUAAAGAUCGAUGCGGAUAACAGGCCAAAGGUCUCACUUUGGGGUGUACUCAAAUCUAUGAUUGGCAAGGACAUGACCAAGAUGACUCUACCCGUCACCUUCAACGAACCAACUUCGCUGCAUUAUGCGGUCGUGGCGGAUAUGGAAUAUGUCAACCUCCUGAACACUGCAGCGGAUCGUACCGACUCCUCGGAACGCAUGGUCUAUGUCGCUGCAUUUGCAGCGUCCGAGUAUGCUGGUACGAUCGGGCGUGUCGCGAAGCCAUUCAAUCCGCUUCUUGGUGAAACGUUCGAAUACGUGCGACCAGACGAAGGCUAUCGCUUCUUCAUCGAGCAAGUCACGCACCAUCCUCCCGUUGGAGCCGCCUAUGCCGAGUCAAGCAAAUGGACCUACUACGGCGAGUCGAACGUGAAGUCCAAAUUCUAUGGAAAGUCUUUCGAAUUCAACCCUACUGGCACCUGGUACCUCCACAUUCGGCCUAUCGACGGCAGCCCUGAAGAAGUUUAUACUUGGAAGAAAGUCACUUCGUCGGUCGUUGGCAUCUUGACCGGUAAUCCUGUGGUCGACAAUUACGGCCUGAUGGAAGUCAAGAACUGGACCACUGGCGAGACCGCCCUAGUAGACUUCAAGCCUCGGGGCUGGAAGGCAUCUUCUGCCUACCAUGUUUCGGGCAAGGUCCUCGACAAGGACGGCAAUACGCGCUGGUCUCUGGGCGGAAGGUGGAAUGACAAGAUCUAUGCACGACUCACGCCCGGUUAUGAAGGUUCCGUCGACCCAUCUGAAGGCUCUCUGGAGAAGGGCGACAAAGCCUUCCUCGUGUGGGAAGCGCACUACAGGCCUCCUCCAGGCGAGAUUCCUUUCAACCUUACGCCAUUCGUGGUCACACUCAACGACCUCCCCGAUAAAUUGAAACCCUUGGUCGCUCCCACAGACUCUCGUCUUCGACCGGAUCAGAGAGCCAUGGAAGACGCAGAGUACGACUUCGCUGCGACAGAGAAGACUCGUUUGGAAGAAGGUCAACGUGCACGCAGACGCGUUCGAGAAGCCAAGGGCGAGGACUUCACUCCUCGCUGGUUUGUUAGAGCAAAACACCCUGUGACCGGUGAGGAGUUCUGGAAAUUCAACCACGAAUACUGGCAAAUUCGCGAUGAAGUUGCCGAGGGGAAGAGGAACUGGGGCAGUGAGAGACUGGAAGAGAUAUUCUAGAUAGGGUCUGUUUCUGUGGCCGCUAUUACACUUUUGCCUUCGACAGCCGCUUAGGGGCAGGACCGAACUGCAGAUGUUCAGCACAUAAUCUUACUUUCUGCGAGAAGCCUACUAAGUUAGCGCGCAUAUGCUUGCUCAAUCAUUUCUGAG